CAACCGGAAGCGCUCCCGUGACGGUGCUGCGAGCUGCCGAGCCUCCAGCAGCAGAAACGCCCUGCAUCCUCGCCGCUCGUCCCCAGCAUCCAUCCGUCUCCUCCAGCCGCGGAGGGGCCGCUCUGAACGGGAAGAGACUCGCAGGCACAGCGCGCUGAAAGCCGAUGGCCCUUUAAACCCUCCGAAGAAGACUAAAGCCGGAGCAGCAAUGGAUGCCCUGCCUUCAUCCGCCCUCCUCCUCCGCCUCCUCCUCAUCUUCCCCCUGAGCUGCUUCCCUGCUGCUGCUGACCGGAGAUUCGGUUGCCUGUUUGAUAACGAGCUGUGUUCGUCCUACGAGAUCUGUGUGAACGAUGGGAUGUUUGGGAGGUGUCACUCUGUUCCAGUGAGGGAAGUUUACACCUACGACGUCUCCCCAUCUGUAGUUCAGCGCUUCCGCAUCCUGCUGGAGAAGCUGUCCAGCAGAGGUCUGACCUGGGAGGACGACGCCACCCAGCAGGUUCUGUCCCAGGAGUUGUCCAAACUCAGGAGGAUUCCCUACCGGCCGCAGCAGAAAGGACCCGUCUACCACGGCAACAGCAGGCCAGCGGCUGAAGCGAUGGACCCAGAGGACCAACGGGUGAAGCCGGUGGAGGUGGAACUCAACAGAAAUCUGCAGACAUACCUCCAACGUCUGGGCCUCCUUCCCAAGACGUCAGCCGCCUCCGGCUUGAGCAAACCUGCCAAGCCGGUGCAGAAGCAAGGACCCCUCUCCAACCAGCUGCUCUCCUCGCAGGCCGACGGGGACCUUCUCCUGGCAGCCCUGAGGCAGUAUCUCUCCAGGCAUCGCUCCCGGCUCAGUGGCGGGAUGAAGCAGGAAGCCCCCGCUCCACGGCUCAGGCCCUUCUACGACAAUGGCAUAGAAAAUCCAGCGCUCAAGAAGGAGACCUUGCAAUCCAGGCCUUUGAAGACGGCAAGCUCUACAGGAGCUUCGGCCAAGGAGCCGCUCACCUCUGUGGACGAGAGGUUCAUCGAGAAGGUCCUGAAGAACGUGGGCAGACAGCACGUCGACGUGGACCACCUGACGUCGCAGGACCUGAGCCAGCUCUCCAGCCUCAUAGCUGACGCUCUGGUGGUGGUCGACCAAGACCAGGGACCGAAUCGGGCUCUGAGCCGGGACCGAGGACCCGGACUCAGAGACCUGGAGGCCGAGCAGGGCGCCUGGAGUCGGGAGGCUUCCAGAGCUGAGGGGGAUGAGACGCUGGCGCAGAGCGUGCCCACUGGAAAGCCCGACCCUCAGGAGAGCACUCCUCUGGCACUGGCAGCACUUCAAGAACGGCACACGGACGGCGUGAAGGCUCAUGUAAAUGACCCGGCGGAAAGCGGAAACCUCUUUACCAAACUGCUGGCCUACCUGGACAAAACCUCUCUAGCCGACCCUUCGUCGGCGAGAAGCCGCUACGACGUCCCGGCCGAGGCGCCCGGGGGCCGGAAGGUCGGUCUGGAAAACGUCCAGAGCCGCACCAGCGAGGCGGGCGUGGCGGUGCAGAAGAAGGACACCACCCAGUCUGUGGAGGAGGUGUCGGAGGUGGCGGGCUGGAUCAAGGAGGUGGUGCCCCCCCCGGCGUCGCUCGUGUACGAGGAGCCGCACAAGAAGACGAUGCACGCGCCAGAGCUGCAGCUGGACGUCAAAGCCGACAGGAAGAGGCCGGACGACGACGUUUUCGGCUACGUCAUCACCGACACGGAUCGGCUGCAGACGGACGAAGGCCUUCAUCUGAUGGAGAUCUUGGCUCGUCGGGCCAACAUCCAGAUGACUGAUUUUGCUGAGCUCUUGGUGGUGGGACCGGCCGUGACCUUCAAAGUGAGCCGCAACUCCCGGAACGUCAGCACUGCAGAUGUGGCCAACGUGGCGGUUAAACAAAAAGCUGAUGUGGAGAAGGAAGCCAAGGUCACCAUCCUGGAGGCUGGAGUCGCAGAUGGAAGCCAGAUUAAGCAGAUCCCCACCAAGUACAGCCAGGGGGAGUCCACCAAGUUCCUGGUCCUCACCGUCGUGUCCAUCCUGUGCAUCGUCGGCGUGCUGCUGGCCUCCACCGUGGUCUACUGCCUCCGCCACCGCUCCCACCACAAGCUCAAGGAGAAGCUCACCAAUCUGGGCGCAGACAGUGGCAGCGAUGCUACUGCCACCUACCAGGAGCUCUGUCGGCAGCGCAUGUCGGUCAAACCUCCCGUCGAACGCCAGGAGCCGAUUUCCUCCAGGAUCAACAGCGUCUCGUCUCAGUUCAGCGACGGUGGUCCGGCCAUCAGCCCCUCCGGACGCAGCAGCAUCUCGUCAUGGAGCGAAGAGCCCGCCCACUCCAACAUGGACAUCUCUACUGGUCACAUGAUACUGUCUUAUAUGGAAGACCACCUGAAGAAUAAGGACCGCCUGGAGAAGGAGUGGGAGGCACUGUGUGCCUAUCAGGCUGAACCCAAUGCAACCACCGCCGGCCUGAAGAACGGCAACGCAAAGAAGAACCGCUCCGCUGCCGUGGUGGCAUAUGAUCACUCCAGAAUCACCUUGAAGGUGGAGAACAGCCAAGGCAACUCUGACUACAUCAAUGCCAGCCCCAUUAUGGAUCAUGAUCCCAGGAACCCGGCUUACAUCGCCACUCAAGGUCCCCUGCCCUCCACCGUGGCUGAUUUCUGGCAGAUGGUGUGGGAGAACGGCUGCGUGGUCAUCGUUAUGCUGACUCCUCUGGUGGAGAACGGCGUGAAGCAGUGUUACCAUUACUGGCCCGACGAAGGAUCCAACCUGUACCACAUCUACGAGGUGAACCUCGUGUCUGAACACAUCUGGUGCGACGACUUCCUGGUUCGGAGCUUCUACCUGAAGAACAUGCAGACCAACGAGACGCGCACCGUCACGCAGUUCCACUUCCUGACCUGGCUCAACCAGAACGUCCCAGAGACCAGCCGGACCCUGCUGGACUUCCGCAGGAAGGUUAAUAAGUGCUACCGGGGUCGCUCAUGUCCCAUCAUAGUCCACUGCAGCGACGGCGCAGGAAGAACCGGCACCUACAUCCUGAUCGACAUGGUCCUCAACAGGAUGGCUAAAGGUGCCAAGGAGAUUGAUAUCGCAGCCAGUCUGGAGCACCUGCGGGACCAGAGGCCAGGAAUGGUCCAGACCAAGGAUCAGUUUGAGUUCGCCUUGACGACUGUCGCUGAGGAGGUGAACGUGAUUCUCAAGGCUCUUCCUCAGUAGGAAGACAACGCUCCUCUUCCGUUUCAACUGGAGAACUGCUUCCUUUUCGUUUCCCUCUCAUGAAUCCGUGUUGGUUUUCCUGCCUUCUAGCUACAGAUUCCUGUAUUCCUCAGUUUUCCCAUCCCUUUAGUCUGGUCUCUGUUAUCCCCCCCCCCCCAUUUCCUCAUCACCCUGUUUUCCACUUUGCCACUUUUACCCUUUUCAUCCUAACCCUCUUUGUUUCUUGUCUCCUGCUUUCCUUUCUGUAUCUUCCUCCAUUUAAAUAUUGUCUUUUGUUAAACUUAGUGGACAUUGUGGCAGGAAGCCGCAGUAAGAGUCCUGUACAUAGCUGGACCCUCCCUCUGUGAUCCUGCUGCCUCUUUUUUUCUGCAAAGUGACUUCUUGUUGCAAAUUAGCACAUCUUGAUUGACAUCUUUGUUAGAAUAUCUAUAUUUGUGUUUGAUCAUCAGGGACCUCCAGGGCAUCCGUUGGGCGCAGCAAUGUUUGGCGACAUAUUCCCAAAAGAAAAACACGUUUCGCUUUAAGUUUGUUUGUAAAAUUAAGAUGUUUGGGUUUAGGCUAUAUAUUAGUAAAAAAGCUGAUAUGUAUAGAGUGUUAGUUAUGGACAGGUGGAUGUCAAUUAGACAAAUAUUAAAACGUUAAUUAUUAUGAAAAUGUUAGAGAUGAAAACAUUAAAAUUUUCUAAAUUAGCUUAUCAUGAUUAGAAUUAUUUGCUAAAUCUGAAUCGGUGUCCCUCAUUGGUCUUUGGGUUUGUGCAGAAUUGUCACGUUUUGUCUGAUUUUCCGCGCCGUGCUGUUAUAUUUUCAUGCAUUAUCCUGGAGUGUCACCAGAAUUCGAUGUUGCUCAGUGUGAUGCUUUAGGUACAAAAAGCAACUGAUUUAACCUCUAAUUAAAGCUUCUUUUAUUUCAUUGGAAUAAUUCAAAGCUUGUUUGGUUUCACUGGGAUUAUGUUUUACAAAAGCAAACACAAUUCUAAUGUUAGAAGUGUGUUAAAAUGAUUAGUUUAUUGUGUUUUUAGUAUAUGCAAUAUUGUUUCUUCAACCUGAAUUGAUCUCUUGUGGGUGACCGAUGUUGUGGCUCGUCGUUGAAGUUACACUCAUGUCUGCCUCAACUAAAGAUAUGGUAGAAAGACAGUAAAAAGCCACUUAGGUUGUUGUACCUAAAUUUAAAUUGCCGUUAUUCCAGCUGAUUAAGAGAUAAUUGUGCUCGACAUUAUUAAAAAUGUAGAAAAAAAAAAGCAACAGAAUUUUUAAUUUCUAUUCUUGUGACUUGUAAAAAUAUCAAAGUACCACGACUGAAGCACAAAAUUCUGGAUUAAUGGCAAUAUAAUGGGUUUCAAUCGAGUACAUUUCUUAAAAAUGAUUUAGUUUUGUCUCUGAACAGAUUCUAUAUGUAGCAUAAGUGGAUGAUUUGUAUAUAUAUAUACACAGUAGCAAAAUGUGUUUUCCCCAAAUGCAUCCUAAAAUUGUUUGCUGAUGCUGUAAAUUAAAAGCACAAGAAACCACGCAACAUGA
This is a messenger RNA of Fundulus heteroclitus (mummichog), 4734 nucleotides long. Its product is annotated as receptor-type tyrosine-protein phosphatase N2. Gene Ontology annotation, biological process: protein dephosphorylation. NCBI's taxonomy places the organism in Eukaryota, Metazoa, Chordata, Actinopteri, Cyprinodontiformes, Fundulidae. The transcript is spliced from 23 exons. Gene Ontology annotation, cellular component: secretory granule. Gene Ontology annotation, molecular function: protein tyrosine phosphatase activity. Bases 209 to 3220 code for a protein of 1003 amino acids. The record is from RefSeq and is a predicted model, not a curated record.